Messenger RNA from Bemisia tabaci, 1020 nucleotides. The record is from RefSeq and is a predicted model, not a curated record. NCBI's taxonomy places the organism in Eukaryota, Metazoa, Arthropoda, Insecta, Hemiptera, Aleyrodidae.
UAAGUAACUCAUAAGAAAGUGACGAACACUUUCGAGUUGCCGGUGGAUAUUAAAGAGUAUAUUUUGAAUUUAGUGAGAGUGGUAUAGGUACAGCACGGGUCAAGUUAAUAUUUAAAAGUCUGCAAAAUGAUUUUUGCAGCGAUACAAUCUGCUGCUGCGUCUGCUCUUGCCAGUGUUGCAGCAUGGGCAGUGCCGGUCCAAAGCAGUCCAACAGCUGCAACGGAAAGCGUUAAUCGGCUGUUGAAUGAGCUGAAACUCUUGGAAAUGGAUCGGCAGAAAGAAUUAAAUAAGGCCCUUGGAAACCAAAAGUUUAUGAGAUAUUAUCUCAUGACCGAGUUCCUAUCCGUCUUAUCGUUUGUGGACUCCCUUUUUAUGGAAUAUCGCAGUUACUAUGAAGCAGUGAAUUCAUUGAUCCAUUCCAAUGAGGAAUCCGAAGCUUCUCGAAAGGCCAUAGAGAUCAUCAAACGGUCUACGCAGCUGGCAAUUCAACUCAAUGAAUUCAUAAGGACGAAUGGUGAAAAGCUCUCCCCACCCAAAUUGAACGUGACCGGUCAAACGGACCACUUGCAAGCUUUAUUUAAAAGCUCUCUCGAGAAAAACGAAGAAAUCGAGGCACAAUUGCGCCCUAAAUUCUCCGGAUCUUCGCUCACAAAACAUUUGAAGGAUGUGCCGCAUCUGCCGGAAGGAGGAGGUGGAAAUAAUAACGAUGUAGGGAAGAUUAUAAAAUCACAUUUUUGCUGUUCAAAAAAUAAAUAAAUAUUUAUGAAAGAUUACCCAAUUGCAUUAAAUAAAAAGUUAAAACUAGCCUCCAAGCUGUAAAAAACCUAAAAUUAUUUUUAGUAGCUACCUACAUACGAAUAGCAAAUCAUUUGUUGGAUAUGCCGUGUAAAGACACUUGGUACAUUAAUAGAUCUAUGCCUUGAAACUGAUUGUGAGUGACCUUGCACUUCUCAAUGAUUGCUGUUUAUACUAUACGUAUAUAAAAAAUAUAUACAAAAUAUAUUUUUUUUUUCAAAUUCA